This is a messenger RNA of Zootoca vivipara (common lizard), 507 nucleotides long. Lineage: Eukaryota; Metazoa; Chordata; Lepidosauria; Squamata; Lacertidae. The record is from RefSeq and is a predicted model, not a curated record.
AUGCAGAACAACUCAAGGAACUUCAGGGCAAGCUGCCUUCUGGGCUUCUUGCUGCUGCUGCUGGCUGCUGCUUCCAGAGGGAUGAGGCUGCCCAGGGGAAACAAGCCUUCCUGGCAGGAUUGCAAAGAUGCCUCGCAGGAGAUACUCAGCGAGUUGUGGAAGUUGAGGCUAGAGGAGAAGGAGGUGGUAAAUACGACCGUUGAACUUCCCCAGAGGAUUGAAUGCAGAGACAAAUGUGAUCCAGAUUCGUUGGACAAUAAUAAAAUGGUUGGAGGAAAUAUGGAAAGCAGCAGCCCAGCCCUCCCGCCCACUUUGGCACCAUGGGUAAAGCAAGCCUUGGAGGGCCCCAUCCUGCUCCGCUUGCAGUCCUUCGCUGUUGUGGUGGCAAGAGUCAUUUCCCAUUGCGCAGCGUUAGCCAGGAAUGCAAACUAAGAUCAGAGGGAAGGCCCAACGAAGAAGGGUCGAUUUGUGUGUCCUGAGUCGUACGCUUUUCAUUGUAUUUAAUUG